This is a messenger RNA of Prosopis cineraria, 318 nucleotides long. RefSeq names its product protein FATTY ACID EXPORT 2, chloroplastic-like. Lineage: Eukaryota; Viridiplantae; Streptophyta; Magnoliopsida; Fabales; Fabaceae. Gene Ontology annotation, cellular component: membrane. The record is from RefSeq and is a predicted model, not a curated record.
AUGGCUUUGUUAACGUCUCGGAAAUUUACUUUAGCGUAUGUUGGGCUCCUUGGAGUGGGUGGCGUAAUGGGCUAUUUGAAAAGCACAAGCCAGAAGUCAUUGUUAGCUGGAGGAUUAUUUGCCUCUCUGCUAUAUUAUUUUUAUACAGAACUGCCUGUAAGACCUGUCUUUGCAUCAUCUGUGGGUCUUGGUAUCUUUGGAGAACUUCUUGGGGUGAUGGCUUCCCGUUUUAAGAGAACAGGGAAAGUGUCAGCAGGCAUUAUGUCGCUUAUAAUGGCUGGUGGGCACUUGCAUGGAAUUAUGCGCAGCAUGCACUAG